AUGGCGUCUUCUCAAGUGGAGAUUCCUUCUCCGUCACAGAGAUUCGGCUUGAUCCUUAGAGAUCGUAAUCAAAACGCCGUUUUCUCCCAGAAGAAUCUCAAAGCUCUGGUGAAAGACCAUAACCAGCUCUUCAAAUCUCCGGUCAACGACGAGAAUUCAGUCGAUUCUUGGAUCGAGUCUCAAAAUAAAAAGAGCAACAGCAACAAUCGUAUUAGAUUAACGGAGAAACCAAUCGUCAGAAAUUCGAGUGUUCUUGUCUCGAGGAAGGAGAAAUCAGAGGAGUCUAAGAUAAACGGAGCUUCUUCUCUCGUGCAGAUAUGGGAAGCGAGGCUAAACCGAUCCAACGGUGGAAACUCGCCGAGUCAUAUCCAAUCGACGGUGAGCAGUAGUCGAAGCGAUUCCGAAUCAGCUGAUGAAUUAGAAGUCGCGGAAGCUAAGAGUCCUGAUCGAACGGUGGAGAUUGAAUCUAGCUCGCAAGGUUCGGUUUCUGAUUCCAGAGAGAGCAAUUCCCGGCGAGUCGCUGAUUUAAUUCGGAGGCUAAGCAACGAAGAGAAACUAACCGCCGGAGACAAUGGCGGCGGCGGAAAUGGACUCGCGUUUAUCAGAACACCGAGGCCUUGCAUUACGUCGUCGGAGAAAACCAAUUUUCCGGUGGUUCAUUUCUCACCGAGGAUCCGAGGACGGCAAGCGUUUACCGAUCUGCUUAUUCAAAUGGAACGCGAUCGCUACAAGGAAUUGGAUGCGAUCCUUGAACGCAACGCAGUUUCUAGGUUUACUCAACGUGGACGUCUCCAGUCAAUGCUAAGGCUAAGGAACCUCAAACGCUGCCUAGCGAUUCAAGAUCGAAACCGGUCUAACGCAAAAACAACUGGAUUAAACCGGAUCGAAUCAGGCUCUACUGUCCUACAUUUAAGAGAGAAAUUUCGUGCAAACGUAGUAAACGCGGUGGCUGCAGCAGAUCAGAAGAAGGACCAUCACCGAUCCGCUGAGAAGAAUAACAAAGCCAUUGAAGAAACAAAGAGACCUACCGAGAGCAAGAAGGUCUCAAAGAACAGUGGUAUUACUCUAGAAGCUUUUUUCGCAGAGAGAUUGAGCCUCCGAAACCGCAAGAUAGAGGAAGCAACGUUAAUUAAGGAAGAAGAAACCGUAAAUGUAACAGUUGAAGCAAAAAUGAAUUGCCUUGAGAUGCAAGAAACAAGAAAAGCAGAGGAAACCUGCAAUGACCGCGAGGCUGAGAAGAAAGGAGAAGAGAAGCGGUUGCGAGAGAAGCAAAGUGAGAUCGAAAUUGGAGAUUGUAUGCAAGAAACUCCAGAAACGCAGACACAAGGUGUGUUACAACAUGAGAGUAAUGAGAUGGAUCAGUGCCUUGGGGAACAAGAAACAUCUUACUUGAAUGAUGGAUGGGAAGAACAAGAAGAGUAUGAAGAUGAGCAGUAUUAUUACGGAGAAACGAACAAUGACUGGCUUACCGAAAUAUCUCGGCCGCGAAGUCACUGGGAGGAACUGAGGAAGUCACGGUACUUGGAAGUAAUGAACACUAGGUCUGAGAAGGAAGACAUACGCAGACUCCUUGAGCGAAGGACGGUGACAGAUUUUCUGGAGAGUGGGUUGCGAGAGAAGAUUGAUAGUCUCAUGAUGUCCCGUGUGCAUACACAUCCGAAUAAGCAGUCUGAGAAAUGGGGAUUGCAACAGGAAGAAGAGAAGAUUGAUAUCGAAGAAGUAGAAGAAGAGCAAGACGAUAGAGAUGACUCGAGCCGAUCGUCUUCUUCACAUAUGUUUGCAUCGUCUCCUGCAGGAUCAUGGAGCUCUCAAGACACUGGCGUUACUUCUUCCACUCCUGUCUUGUCUGUUCACAGUCCUCAUUCACCUGAAAUGGAGCUGAUAAGCGGUAUGAGAUCACAGAUCCAGCAGCUUCAGCAAGAAAUGUCAUUGCUACGAGAUUCUGUCAAAACGUGUUUGGAUGCUAACGCGACCUUGCAACACGCUGUUCGAGAAAACCCUUUGAAACGAAAAUGCUGCGUCUGCGAUGAAACGCAGGUCGAGGCGGUUUUGUACAAGUGUGGACAUAUGUGCACGUGCCUGAAAUGUGCCAAUGAGCUACACUGGAGUGGAGGGAAGUGCCCGAUUUGCCGAGCUCACAUCGUGAACGUUGUCCGCGUCUUCUUCGAUACAAGAAACUGA
Molecule: messenger RNA, 2181 nt
Organism: Microthlaspi erraticum
Lineage: Eukaryota; Viridiplantae; Streptophyta; Magnoliopsida; Brassicales; Brassicaceae
Source: the annotation of a GenBank genome assembly